CCAGCCCUGCGUCCGUUGUUGCUGACCCCGCCAUCUUGGCGUCUGUGGCCGUUUUUCUCUUUCCAGCUUUGGCAUCGGUAUUGCACCUGGUCUCGGUCCCCUUGUGACUCGCUGGUGCCCGGACACCCAGCGCGAGGGAGCCGCUCACCCGGAGUCCCGAAAUGUCACAGGAAGACACACAUGGGAUUGUCAUGAAAAGGCCAAAAGCUGCUUUAGUACACUCAAACCUUCCAUUUUGGGACCCUGAGACCAGAAGGAUCCUGUAUGAAGCUGCUCGUACUAUAAUGAACAGAACUGAGGCCAGGAGGUAACCAUUCCUGCCUGACUCCCUGGGGAAGUGACUUGACCUUCAUAGGACAGGAGAAGGCAGGGUUGGUGUCAUUUGAGGAUGUGGCUGUGGACUUCACAUGGCAGGAGUGGCAGGAGCUGGAUGCUGCUCAGAGGACCCUCUACAGGGAUGUGAUGCUGGAGAACUACAGCAGCCUGGUGUCCUUGGGGCACUGCGUGUCUAAACCUGAGUUGAUCUUCAGGUUGGAGCAUGGAUUUGGGCCAUGGAGCAUAGGAGAGACCUCACUCUGGAAUCUCCCAGGUGUUCUUGAAGUACCUGCUCUAGAUAAGAGUUACCUGGAAAAUCCGGAGAGUCCAGUGUGGCCAGUAGGAAGGAUCAGCAGGAAUCUGUCAAACAGAGAGAUGCUUGAAGCAGAAAUGAAGGUUCAACUGGAACUCCACCAAGGUAUAAAACCCUGUGAAUGUAAACCAUGUAUGAAAACGAUUAACCUACCAGCGCAGCACAGCAAGCAGCAGGAAAGUUACUCAAGUGUGAAACCCUAUGAAUGGAAGGAAUGUCAGAAAGCCUUCUAUUGUAAGUCAGCGCUCAAUGAACAUCAGAGAACUCGUACAAGGUUGAAGAUCUAUCAGUGUUCAGAAUGCAGGAAAGCUUUCCCCUCCAAAUCAGAACUCGCUGUACAUCAUAGAAUUCACACUGGUGAGAAGCCCCAUGAAUGUGAAGAAUGUGGGAAAGCUUUCUAUCGUAAGUCAACCCUUACUGUACAUCAGAAAACUCACAGAGGUGAGAAACCUUAUGAAUGCAAGGAAUGUUGGAAAGCUUUCUAUUAUAAGUCAACCCUCACUGAACAUCAGCGAAUUCAUACAGGUGAGAAGCCUUAUGUAUGUAAAGACUGUGGCAAAGCUUUCUUCUACAAGUCAAACUUAACUCGCCAUCAUAGAACCCAUACAGGUGAGAAGCCUUAUGAAUGUGAAGAGUGCAGGAAGGGUUUCUCCUCCAAGUCAGAGCUCACAUCACAUCAUAGAACUCAUACUGGUGAGAAGCCCUAUCAGUGUGAAGAAUGUGGUAAAGCUUUUUACUGCAAGUCAACCCUCCGUGUCCAUCAAAAAAUUCAUACAGGUGAAAAACCUUAUGAGUGUAAGGAAUGUCAGAAAGCUUUCUAUUAUAAGUCAACGCUGACUGAACAUCAGAGAACUCACACCGGUGAGAAGCCCUAUGAAUGUAAAGACUGUGGCAAGGCUUUCUUCUACAAGUCCCAGUUAACUCGCCAUCAUAGAAUUCAUACGGGUGAGAAGCCUUAUGAAUGUGAAGAGUGCAGGAAGGCUUUCUCCUCCAAGUCAGAGCUCACUGCUCAUCACAGAACUCACACCGGUGAGAAGCCCUAUGCAUGUAAAGAAUGUGGCAAAUGUUUCUGUCGCAAGUCACACUUAACUCUACAUCAGAGAAUCCAUACAGGUGAGAAGCCCUAUGAAUGUAAAGAUUGCAGAAAAGCCUUUUUCUGCAAGUCAGGACUUGCCCGACAUCUGGGGACUCAUACACAUGGCACUAACACAAAGAAUAGAGAAAAGCGUUUUCCUGCAACUCACAACUCCGCCAACAUCAGAAAUGUCACACAAGUGAGAAAUCCUGUGAGCAUAAAGAAUGAAGAAGAACUCCCUACCGUACCUCAGUCCUCACUCCAUACCAUGGACUUCUUACAGUUGAGAAGUUCUAUAGAUGUACACAAUGCAGGAGAACUUACCUUUGUAACUCAUGCCUCAUUCAAUUUGAAUGAACUCAGAUGAGACACUAAUAAUUUAGAGAAGGCAAGAAAGCUUGCAGACAGCCAGGAUCACUUGACAUCAGAGAAUGCAUGCAGAAUGAUGACAGCAAGGAAUGUGAAAACCGCCACAAGGGGGACCUUUCUCAACAUCAGAAAACCCAUACUGGUGUGAAACAUUGUGUAUGUAAGAAAAAUAGGAAAGCUGUACUGUAGUUAUCUCAGUGUAAGCAUCUCAUACAUGUGAAGAAGCUUAUGAAUUUAAAGGUCAGAAGUUUAGAAUUAUGUCAUAUCUCAGUUGACAUGAGUGUACAUGCCAUGAAAAAUCCUGAGAAAGUUUGAAAAUCCAGAAUACUGUCUAUGUACUAACCUUGCAAAACAAACAUUUAAGGAACCUUGUUAAAAGAGCAUAGGAAAACUUUGAUAAAUCAGAUUACAUUCUGCAUCAGGAAAGUCAUAUAGGUGAGAGACUAUGUACAAUAACAUAUCAUGUAUAGUACUUGUUUAUGCCUUAUGUUCAUGGAAACAUAGCUAAUCAAGACUAGAAAUCUCAUACCUUCUUCACCUCUGGUGGGCCUAGAAUAUCAUAAUAGCAUGUAUAGAAGUGUGAUAUAGUUCAGAAGUAGUGUUGAAGUAUGUUGGAUAUGACUCUGACUUAUAUCCCGAUCCUCAGAGAAAUGAUAGUUAUGAGUGGUGACAGUCAUACCAGGUUAGGAGCACAGAGAGCACACUUUACAUAUACACAAAGGAAUCUAGACCCAUGCCUAAGAUAAUAAAGUGAGUAUUAGAGCCCAGAUCAAAUAUUCUAUCUCACCUCAUUGGUGGUUUGUACUAGCUCUGCACCAUGUUACUUGGGCCAGAUCCACACACAGUCUGAGGUCAAGGAACAGUGCUCUUUGUGGCUAAAAGGAGAAUAGUCUUUACUACCAUUUUUCAACUCUGGCAGAAGAGAAUCUAAAUAAUGGUGUCCUGGGUGACAGUCCACUGAGCCACACAACUGCCAUCUUGGGGAAUUCAGUUGUGCCCCCUUGCAAAUCUCAUCCCAGCUGUGUUUGUUGAUGGUUUAUAUCCUCCUCCCCCCACCCCCGUAUCCAACUGUUCCCAACCAACUGUCAACUCUGCAGACUACUUUGAUAAAAGAUUUAGAGAGAGAGAAUGUGUGUGUGUGUGUGUGUGUGUGUGUGUGUGUGUGUGUGUGUGUGUGUGUGUGUGUGUGUGAAUACCAGGGAAGGGGCCAUGUCCUCAAUCUAUACUGUUUUGGAAAAACAUUUCUGCUGGGAAAAUCUUUCCAGAUGUGGCUCAUUGGGGAUGGAGUGCCCCCACCCUUGUAAGGAACCCUCACCAUCCAUGCUCUCUCUGUAAGGAAGCCAAAUAAACUCAACAGUUUAUUUUUGAACUUGGUUCCAAUCAAGCUUUUGUUUGCCAUUAGGACCUGAGGAAAAGAGGCAGGCACAGCUUAUGUCUCCUGGGUAGAAAUUUAUAGCAAUACAGGGUCACCCUUAGAUGAAGCCACAGCCAAGAUGAGGCACUGGCAGCACAAAGUGAGUGUUCCUAUUAUAGGUUGGAUCUCCAGGAAGUCAGGUGAUCCUGCUUAUCUGUUAUUUUCUCUAAAUCAAGCCUUUCUCACCUUCCCCCAUGUUACUUAGUGAUACUCCAUUAGAGUGAGUAGAUAGCGCAAGAAAUUCCUAUGCUUAGGUUGAAUUGGAGUAGUAAGAGGUACUGAUUUGAAAAGUUAACCUGAGAUAUGUUAAAAUAUUACUGUUUACCUUAAUGUCUUCCAAGAAUCUUAGUAAUCUACCUCGAGUCACUGGAGUGAGAAAAUAAGAGGGAAUGCAGGUAAGGUUUCCAAUAACUCCAAGUGGUGUAUCAAAGUAUCCAACAAACAAGUUACUGGGUUUUCAGCAGCAGUCUGGACCUUGAGUGGGUACCCAAGUACAUUCAUCAUUACUGCUACUGUGGUGGCACAGUGUCAUCCCUUUACAUGCCACCUUUCUCACUGACCUAGUGAUUCUGUAUCUUUGAAUAAUUAUGUGGAUAAUGAGUGAUCCUGGAGUCAGGGCUUUGGGACAAGGAGUCUGGCUGAGGCUUAGGAAGAAGUCUCAGUCUCAGCACAUAGAAAAGCUCCAUUCAGAAAUGUCAGACCUGAGAUUAUGCUCUGGGGUAUAUUGUCUGCUUUACCAGAGUGAUGACUUGACAAGAUUCAACCCACCCAACUGUUAAAAUGCCAGAGUACACAGAAGUGUGGUAUUUUCACUGACUUGGAGUUAGUUUCUAGUGUGGGUAGGUAAGAGGUAGCAUGUGUCCCUCUUAAAUCCAGGAAAAACUAGUGGCCAAUACUCAUUUUCUGUGUGAGACCAUAUUUCCCCAGCAUAUGUUCAGAGGUUUGGAUUUAUGAUCAGUUCUCAUAGUUUCUAUUAGAACCAAGUCCUAGCAAAUAACCAUGCCAUUUCCACACACAGCUGAGUAUACAAGGCGCUGGGAAUAGUGCAAAUGGUGGAGAGUGGUAGCAGUGAUAUUGGGGGAUUUGGAUAGACUUUGGCUGUGUGCCUCACUCCCAUAUAUCUACCAUUGGUGCUGGUUACAGGACCACCAUCACUUAGCCACCACAGUUUAAGCUCUUGGACGCCAAGUUUAUUGACUAAAUAUAGUUACUUAACUACCAGUGUGAUAGGAGGCACAUAGUGGAUAGAUUAUAAUAAACAAGCAUGUAUAUAUGUGUGAUAGACUCAUUGAAGAAGUGAUGGGAAGCAGGCUUUUGACUGUAUUCUCCAAAUAUCAGACUGCACCAACUAUUCCAGUUGCCAAAUACUUUAAUCGCAGGGAUAUGCGUUUGCAAUUGUGAAGGUACUCUUGGAAAGAAGUACUUUGUAGAUAAGUGGAUGGAUUCCUACAGUGUACUUGAACAAUUUGUAAAUAAAAUGAAAAUGCUCUAGUAAA
This is a messenger RNA of Mesocricetus auratus (golden hamster), 4982 nucleotides long. Its product is annotated as zinc finger protein OZF. Gene Ontology annotation, cellular component: nucleus. Gene Ontology annotation, biological process: regulation of transcription by RNA polymerase II. The transcript has 6 exons. The coding region runs from base 463 to 2070 and encodes 535 amino acids. Gene Ontology annotation, molecular function: DNA-binding transcription activator activity, RNA polymerase II-specific; RNA polymerase II cis-regulatory region sequence-specific DNA binding. The record is from RefSeq and is a predicted model, not a curated record. Lineage: Eukaryota; Metazoa; Chordata; Mammalia; Rodentia; Cricetidae.